AUGUCAUCUACGCAAUUCUCGUAUUCAAGUGCGCGGUUACGCCGUGUCAAGUACCUUCAAUUUGGUGUCUUUAGUCCUGAGGAAAUCCGUGCCAUGUCCGUCACAAAACAGACGAAAGUCAAUGAUCGCAUUAUUCCUGAUGGAAUUUCACGUCCAGAAACUUAUUUGAAUGGACAUCCUGUCAUUGGCGGCAUUGGAGAUCCACGAAUGGGCACGUGUGACUUUCGUGCGCGCUGUAAAACUUGCGAUUGUACUUAUAGCGGCAGCGGUGGCAAAGUAAACGACUGUCCGGGUCACUUUGGCCACAUUGAACUUGCUCGACCCAUGUAUCAUAUGGGCUUUAUUAAAGAAGUACUGAAGAUUUUACGCUCUGUGUGUUUCCACUGCUCGAAAGUCCUAAGUGACGAGCGUGACCAUCGUUUUCGAUCGGCUAUGAAGAUUAAAAAUGGCAAACGUCGAUUAAAAGCCGUGUACGAGAUUUGCAGUAAUAAAAGUAUGUGCGAGUACGGUGAAGAGGCUGACAUGGAGAAAAUGCGAGAGGAUCUGAAUAUUGGGCUACAAGGCGGACUGGACGACAAGUCCAAACCCAAGGAGGGCGGUCAUGGAGGUUGCGGUGGUCUGCAGCCGAAAUACCGCAAACAAGGGAUUAAGUUACUGGUGGAGUUUCCCGAGCAGAUGGAAGACGUGCCUGGAUCGGGUGAUCGAAAGCAAAAUUUGCCGGCGGCAAAGGUGAUGUCUAUUUUCAAGAACAUCUCGGACGAAGAUUGUUUUUCUCUAGGACUGAAUCCACGUUGGGCUCGUCCAGACUGGCUCGUUAUGACACUAAUGCCCGUGCCGCCUCCUCACGUCCGCCCUUCCGUGGCUAUCGACGGCAUGGCACGUGGUGAAGAUGACCUUACGCACAAUUUGGCCUCGAUAGUGAAGGCGAACUUGGCGCUGCUGAAUUGCGUGCGUAAAGGUGAACCAUCGCAUAUCAUUGAGCAGUUCGAGCAACUGUUACAGUUUCAUUUAGCGACUUUCCUUAACAAUGAGCAGCCUGGUCUUCCACAAGCUCAGCAGCGGUCCGGAAAACCCCUAAAAACGUUGCGACAACGUCUGCGUGGCAAAGAGGGUCGCAUUCGCGGAAAUUUGAUGGGCAAGCGUGUGGAUUUUUCGGCGCGUACGGUGAUUACUGCCGACCCUAACAUUGCUAUCGAUCAAGUGGGUGUACCUCGAUCAAUUGCGAUGAACUUGACUGUGCCAGAACGUGUCACACCGUUUAAUAUGAACUACAUGCAUCAGCUGAUUGCGAAUGGCCCGCUGGAGCACCCAGGUGCAAAGUACAUUAUUCGUGAGGACGGCAACCGUAUUGACUUGCGCUACAUUAAAAACAAGUCGGAUCUUGCACUGAAAUGCGGAUGGAUUGUAGAGCGUCAUCUUCGUGACGACGAUUUGGUACUGUUCAACCGUCAGCCUUCUUUGCACAAAAUGUCCAUCAUGUCGCACCGCGUGAAGGUGUUCGACUGGUCGACGUUCCGUUUAAAUCUAUCUGUGACAUCUCCGUACAACGCCGACUUUGACGGUGACGAGAUGAACUUGCACGUGCCUCAGUCUAUGACUGCACGAGCUGAUGCACAAGAACUAAUGAUGGUGCACAAGGUGGUUAUCACGCCCCAGAGCAAUCGUCCCGUAAUGGGUAUUGUACAGGAUUCGUUGCUGGGUGCACAGAAGUUCACCAAGCGUGACAUCUUCAUAAAUAAGGACUGGGUUAUGAACAUGUUGAUGUGGGUGUCCAAUUGGGAUGGCAAGGUGCCAACUCCAGCCAUCUUAGUGCCAAAAAAGGGUGAAUUGGGCAAGUAUACUCCAAUCUGGACAGGCAAACAGCUUUUCUCCACAAUUAUUCCGGCGAUUAACUUCACUGGCUUUUCGUCUACACACAAGAGCAGUGAAAAGUUUUCAGAUCUGUCUCCUAUCGACUCUCGCGUGAUCAUUCAACAAGGCGAGGUACUAGCUGGAAUUAUUGAUAAGAAGAUUAUUGGUUCGUCGUCUGGCGGUUUGGUUCAUAUCACAAUGCUUGAGAAGGGCCCUGAAGAAACGAAACGCCUACUUGGUGCCAUACAACAACUCGUGAACAGCUGGUUGGUUGGUCGCAGUUUCACUGUCGGUGUGAGCGACACGAUUGCCGAUGUGUCUACUUUGAAGACCAUUGUCGACAUUAUUACGCAAGCGAAGGUGCAAGUGCAUGAUUUGGUGGUGCGUGGACAAAAGGGAAAGCUAGAGACUCAGCCUGGUCGAACAAUGGUUGAGUCUUUUGAAGGUCUGGUAAACAUUGUGUUGAACACUGCUCGUGAUCAGGCUGGUCGCGAGGCGCAGGGCAGUCUUGACGAGACAAACAACAUUAAGGCUACGGUGACGUCCGGUUCCAAGGGUUCAUUUAUUAACAUAUCACAAAUUAUUGCUUGUGUGGGCCAGCAGAAUGUCGAAGGAAAGCGUAUUCCAUAUGGUUUCAACCAUCGAACGCUGCCGCACUACGGCAAGGACGAUUUAGGUCCCGAGAGCCGGGGUUUCGUGGAAAAUUCGUACUUGAAGGGUUUAACGCCACAAGAGUUCUUUUUCCACGCUAUGGGUGGUCGUGAAGGUUUGAUUGAUACCGCUGUAAAGACUGCUGAGACUGGUUAUAUUCAGCGGCGACUUGUGAAAGCGAUGGAGUCGGUUAUGACAAGAUACGAUGGCACGGUCCGUAAUGCACAGGGCGAAAUUAUUCAGUUUCUGUACGGCGAAGACGGUAUGGAUGCCGUUUGGGUCGAGAAGCAACGAUUUGAGUCGCACAAACUGAAUAAGAUCCAGUUCGAAAAGAAAUACAUGUUUGAUCCAUCUGACGAAGACCUGGGGUGCGUGCCAAACUGCCCUGACCAGCUGUACCUCGAGCCUGUUAUCAUCAAGGAUAUCCGGUCGAACCAGCGCACACAGCAGCUUUUGCGAGAAGAGCUGGUACAGCUACAAAAGGACCGUGUUAAUCUCCGUGUCAUUUUAGCAAGUCGUGGUCAGGGACAGGAGUCGGAUAACGCUGCCCAGAUUCCUGUGAACAUUCGACGUCUGGUGGAAAAUGCGCAGCAGUUGUUCAGCAUUGACAUGCGGAAGCCGUCUAGCCUUCAUCCGUCCCGCAUUAUCGAAGGGGUGAAGGAGUUGUGCAAGAAGAUUAUUGUUGUACAGGGUGAGGACCGACUUAGUGUGGAGGCUCAGGAAAACGCAACGCUAUUUUUCCAGAUUCUGUUGCGGUCAUCGCUAGCGUCGAAGUGCGUUACGCUUGAGCACCGCCUGACGGAGACAGCGUUCGAGUGGCUCAUGGGUGAAAUUGAAUCUAAGUUCACGAGUGCGCUGGUGUCUGCCGGUGAAAUGGCAGGUGUUGUAGGUGCACAGUCCAUUGGAGAACCGGCAACGCAGAUGACACUGAACACGUUCCACUACGCCGGAGUGUCUGCUAAGAAUGUGACACUAGGUGUACCUCGCCUGAAAGAAAUCAUGAACAUCGCAAAGGAAGUACGGACGCCAUCAUUACGCAUUUUCUUGACACCAGAUUGUGCACACGACGCUGAUAAGGCAAAGUUUAUUCAGUCGCAACUCGAAUACACGACCUUGGCUGAUGUGACAGCAAACACUUCUAUCUACUACGACCCGGACCCAAUGAACACGGUGGUCGAAGAGGAUCAGGAGUUCGUGGCUUCGUAUUACGAAAUGCCUGAUGAAGACACUCCGAUUGCUCGUUCCCCAUGGCUCUUGCGUAUUGAGUUAAACCCGAAGAUGAUGGCCGACAAAAAGUUGACGAUGGGUGAAAUUGCGUCGCAAGUGGAAGCCGAGUACGGCCAAGAUCUUUCGUGUAUUUUUACUGAUGAUAACGCUGAUCGUUUGGUGCUGCGCAUUCGUAUUAUGAGUGACGAAGAGGAGAAGCUACAACGAUCAGGCGAGACUACAAUUGGACAAGAGGACGACACGUUCCUGAAACGUGUGGAACACAAUAUGCUCACGCAGAUGAAGUUGCGUGGUAUUGAGGGUGUGAGGAAGGUUUACAUUCGUGAAGGUCCGUCAACGCAUUGGUUCGACGAUGUUGGUUUCAAGAUGAUGAAUGAGUGGAUGCUAGAUACGGAUGGUACGAACCUUCUUGAUGUGAUGUGCUACCCCCAGGUCGAUUCGACUCGGACAAUUUCGAAUGACAUUGUAGAAAUCAUUCAGGUGCUAGGCAUUGAGGCCGUUCGCCGAGCACUUUUGAACGAAAUUCGGCAGGUAAUUUCUUUUGAUGGUGCGUAUGUGAAUUACCGACAUUUGGCUUGUCUAUGUGACGUCAUGACUUUCCGCGGUCACCUUAUGGCUAUUACUCGUCACGGAAUUAAUCGUGAUGAUUCUGGUCCGCUUGUCCGCUGCUCGUUUGAGGAGACUGUGGAGAUUCUUAUGGAUGCAGCAAUGUUCUCAGAGGGAGAUCCGUUGACUGGAGUAUCGGAAAACGUGAUGCUUGGACAGUUGGCUCCUCUUGGUACGGGUAUUAUGGAUUUGGUGCUUGAUGCGAAGAAGCUCGCGAAUGCGAUCGAGUACGAGGCAUCGGAGAUACAGCAGGUAAUGCAAGGUCUUGACAAUGAAUGGAGAAGCCCCGACCAGAAUGCAGGCACACCAAUGGCGACGCCGUUCGCAUCGACACCCGGUUUUUCGGCAUCGUCGCCAUUCAGUCCCGGUGGCGGGUCGUUCUCACCAGUAGCAGGUGCUUUCUCGCCCAUGGCAAGCCCGGCUUCUCCUGGCUUUAUGGCGGCCUCACCUGCGCACAGCCCCGCGUCCCCAUUAAACCCGACAUCGCCUGCGUAUAGCCCGAUGUCUCCAGCCUAUAGCCCGACGUCGCCUGCUUACAGUCCGACGUCUCCUGCUUAUAGCCCAACAUCCCCUGCCUACAGUCCAACUUCUCCUGCGUAUUCGCCUACGUCUCCAGCCUACAGCCCGACGUCUCCAGCGUAUUCCCCAACGUCGCCAGCUUACAGCCCAACGUCGCCAGCUUACAGCCCAACAUCACCAGCAUACUCACCGACAUCACCGGCGUAUAGCCCGACUUCGCCGGCGUACAGUCCGACGUCUCCAGCGUACAGCCCGACGUCUCCAGCGUACUCACCGACGUCUCCAGCGUACUCGCCGACGUCGCCUGCGUACAGCCCGACUUCGCCCGCGUACAGCCCGACUUCGCCUGCGUAUUCACCGACGUCUCCUGCUUACAGCCCGACUUCUCCUGCAUACAGUCCGACCAGUCCGGCAUACAGCCCCACUUCUCCGGCCUACACGCCCGCGUAUUCGCCUACGUCCCCGGCAUACAGCCCUACAUCACCGGCCUAUUCACCGACGUCGCCUGCUUAUUCGCCGACGUCACCCGCGUAUUCGCCGACGUCGCCCGCGUACUCACCGACUUCACCGGCGUACUCACCGACGUCUCCUGCUUACUCGCCGACAUCUCCGGCGUACAGCCCGACAUCGCCUAGCUACAGUCCAGCUUCUCCAGAAUACAACCCAUCGGAGAACUAUAAUCCGACUGCAAGCGGCUACAGCCCGACUGAUGCCGACGAGAGAAAGGAUGAAGUCGAUGCAAAGUGA
Messenger RNA from Peronospora farinosa, 5601 nucleotides. The record is from the annotation of a GenBank genome assembly. Lineage: Eukaryota; Oomycota; Peronosporomycetes; Peronosporales; Peronosporaceae.